CAACUAUCGAAAGUGGUAUUUUGCUGCUCAAUUGAAUCUCGACGACAACCAUCCAGCGCCACCAAAGACGACACCGACGGGCUUGCUGGUGGAAGAAGCCAAGCGCGAAUGGCGAGAGCGGAUGGAAACAAUGACGAACCGUCAACGCAUGGCUCAAUUGGCAUUGUAUCUGCUGAUAUGGGGUGAAGCAGCGACGCUACGGUACAUCCCUGAGCUGAUUUGCUUCAUAUUCAAAUUGGCUGACGAUUAUGCUGGUGCCACAGGACAAGAACAACCACAGCUCAGCUUUUUGGACGACGUGGUGUCACCAUUGUAUACAUUUGUUCGCGACCAAUCGUAUCAAUUGGACCAAGGCCAGUACAUUCGCCGUGAAAAAGAUCACAACAGCAUUAUCGGCUACGAUGACCUUAAUCAGUUUUUCUGGGAUCGGCUCGCUAUCGCUCAACGGAUCAGACUCCAUGAUGGCCGUAUGCUGAAGGACGUAGCACCAUCUCAAAAAUACGCGUGUCUUGCACAAGUAGACUGGGAUCGCGCAUUUCGCAAGACCUUUUACGAAUCACGUUCGUGGUUGCAUUUGCUGACCAACUUUUCGCGCAUUUGGAUUAUUCACAUUUCCAUCUUUUGGUACUACAUGGCAGCCAAUGUCGACUUUCUGUACAUGGAUCUUGGAGAAAGGCCCGUCAAGUUGUCAGUCAUUGCGCUGGGUGGACUGGUGGCCGUGCUGCUUAUGAUGGCUGCCACUGUGGCAGAGUUUAUGUACCUGCCCUCAACGUCGAGUACGGCGAAAAUUCUGUUUUCGAGACUGAGUAUGCUAAGCUUACUUGCUGCAUGCCAUGUGGGCGCAUCGGUGUAUGUCCUAUGGAUCGACCGGACGAGCUUUAUUGCUUUGAUUGUCGGUGCAUGUCAGUUGGGUGUGGGUGCAAUCGUUGCUAUCCUGUUGGCAACUAUCCCAUCGGCGAAUCUGUUCCACCGCAAGAGGGCGAGUACCCAUCUAGCAUGCAAGACGUUUACAUCCAACUUCCCAUCCAUGACCAGUGAUGACCGAUUCUUGUCGAUCUUGCUUUGGGUAUGCAUCUUUGGAUGCAAGUUUCUGGAGACUUACUUUUUUCUGGCGUUGUCUUUUCGAGACGCGUUGGCAGCUACAAGCACCAUGGAUCUCCGAGAUUGUGUCACCGACCCUUUGCUAGGCAAAUGGCUGUGUCAAAUUAUGCCCACACUGACGAGUAUUCUUAUGUUCACGGUCGAGUUGAUCCUGUUCUUCCUGGACACUUAUCUGUGGUAUGUCGUAUGGAGCACCAUGUUUUCAGUCUCGCAGGCGUUCCGUAUGGGCAUUUCCAUCAUGACCUCUUGGAAAACGCUCUUUGCUCGUUUGCCGAACUUGCUGUAUACGAAAGUUCUGGCGACCAAAGAACUGGGGACUGCAUCCUUGCGGAAGGUGGCAUGCUCGCAAAUGUGGAACGCCAUCAUUAUCGCCAUGUACCGUGAGCACUUGUUAUCGAGCCACAACUUGCAGACGCUCUUGUAUCAUUGGCGCACACCCGACGACGAGCAUCAACACGGCGAAAUAUCGUCACCACCCUUCUUCGAUCCGCAAAACAAGAUGAAAAAGCAAGAAUGUUUCCCGCUACACUCUGAGGCCGAGCGACGCCUGUCAUUUUUCGCACAGAGCUUGGCUACUGAUAUUCCUGUGCCUUGCUCCGUCCAGCAAAUGCCGACGUUCACUGUAUUCACACCGCACUAUGCCGAAAAAAUGAUAUUAACACUGCGCGAGAUUAUCCGCGAAGAGGACGCCACGACGCGUGUGACAUUGCUCGAGUACUUAAAACGCCUGCAUCCGACCGAGUGGGAAAACUUCGUCAAGGAUACCAAGUUUAUGGCUGAGGAAGAAAACCCGUUCCACGUGGACGAGAGCAAGCUGGAUGAUGCACCCUCAGCAGCUUUUCCGCCUUCUGGUGCAAGCGACAAGGACGAUCUGCCGUUCUAUUGUAUUGGAUUCAAAUCAUCCAAACCAGAAUAUACGAUGCGGACGCGCAUGUGGGCUUCUUUGCGCGCUCAAACAUUGUACAGAACAGUUUCUGGAUUCAUGAACUAUGCUCGCGCAUUGAAGAUUUUACAUCGUAUUGAGCAUCCAGAACUGGCUGUGCCCGAUGGCAACAUUAAGACGACCGAGGAGCACCUGGAGUCAGUCGCCCAUCAGAAAUUCCGGUAUUUGGUAGCCAUGCAGCGCUACGCCAAGUUUACCCCAGAGGAAGCCGAGAACUGUGAAGCUAUUUUGCGCGAGUAUCCACAACUGCUGAUUGCAUAUAUUGAAGAAGAGCCCAGCAACACGCCUGGUGCCCCGCCGACUUUCUACUCGGUCUUGAUUGAUGGUCAGUGUCCUAAGAUCGAAGGCACUUACCGUCGCGUACCUCGUUACCGGAUCCGAUUACCAGGCAACCCUAUCCUUGGUGACGGCAAGUCGGACAACCAGAACCACGCUAUUAUUUUCUAUCGUGGCGAGUACUUGCAGCUGGUAGACGCGAAUCAAGACAACUACCUCGAAGAAUGCUUGAAAGUGCGAAGCAUUUUCUCCGAGUUCGAACAAACAGCGGCCCCAUGUGAAAUCUAUGCUCUGCGCAAAGACUCACCUGCACCUGUGGCCAUUGUGGGUGCACGUGAGUAUAUCUUUUCAGAGAAUGUGGGUGUCUUGGGCGAUGUGGCAGCUGGCAAGGAGCAGACGUUUGGUACUUUGACACAGCGAAUCAUGGCCAAGACUGGCGGACGACUGCACUAUGGACAUCCGGACUUUUUGAACGCGGCAUUUAUGACAACGCGAGGAGGCGUGAGCAAGGCACAACGUGGACUCCAUCUCAACGAGGAUAUAUACGCGGGCAUGAAUGCACUAUCGCGAGGUGGACGGAUCAAGCAUACCGAGUAUCUGCAGUGUGGCAAGGGACGCGAUCUGGGCUUUUGUUCAAUUUUGAAUUUUACGACCAAGAUCGGCACAGGCAUGGGCGAGCAGAUGUUGUCACGCGAAUACUACUACCUGGGCACCCAGCUUCCAAUCGACCGGUUCUUGACAUUCUACUAUGCACAUCCGGGCUUCCAUAUGAACAACAUUAUGAUCAUCUUCGCGGUCCAGUUGUUUUUGUUCUGCAUGACGUUUGUCGGUACAAUGGCAACGUCCGUACCCUCUUGCUCGCUGCAUGGUGUCGAAGAAAAUUGCUUCAGGAUGAAGCCUGUGUUUGAUUGGCUCGAGCGCUGCAUUGCUGCGAUCUUCUGGGUAUUCUUUAUCGCAUUCCUGCCGCUCUUUUUGCAAGAGUUGACCGAAAAGGGUACUUGGCGAAGCACGUUGCGUCUCUUCAAACAGUUCUUGUCAUUGUCCCCACUGUUCGAAGUGUUCGUCAACCAGAUUUAUGCAAACUCGGUACUGUCCAAUUUGAACUUUGGUGGCGCACGGUACAUCGCUACGGGUCGUGGAUUUGCAACGGCCCGACUACCUUUCUCGGUCCUGUACGCUCGCUUCGCGAACCAAAGCAUCUAUUUCGGCGCACGGACCAUGUUUAUGCUGAUCUUUGUGACACUUACGCUGUGGAUUCCGCAUUUGCUCUACUUUUGGGCUACCGUCGGCUCGUUGGUGAUUUCCCCAUUUGUAUUUAAUCCACAUCAGUUCGUCCUGACAGAUUUUAUCACCGACUAUCGCGAGUUUCUGGGAUGGCUGACGCGAGGCAACGCUGGCCGGUACUAUGGCCAUGCAUGGAUCACGUUCUGCCGACAGUCCCGGGUACAGAUCACGGGCAUCAAGAGAAGGACAUCAUCCCAACCAACAUCUUCGGUACCUGGGCCACGCGCUCAAUUAUCAAGCAUUCUGGCAUCUGAAGUGUUUAUGCCGCUGGUCCAAGCAGUUUUGUGUGGCUCAUGCUACGUCUUCUACAAGAACCGGGAUCCGAAUCAAGACUUAGGUCAUGGAGGUGCAUUGGCGAGGAUUGCAUGUUUGACGGUCGGACCAAUUGCAUGGAAUGCCAUCUUCUUACUGCUAUUACAAUUCGUUUCCAUGUUUUUGGCAGCCGUACAAUCGUCGAAAAAAGUUGGAUUGUAUAUGGCUGGCAUUGGCCAUGCUUUAUCGCUGAUUGGAUUUGUCGUAUGCUUUGAGCUAUUCUGGUGGCUCGAAGGAUAUGCAGUCAGAUCAACCGCCUUGGGCGUACUGACCAUGUUUGCAUUCGAGCGAUUCGUGUUCAAAAUUUUGGUUGGCUUCUUUUUGCCUCGCGAACUACAUCACGAUGCAACCAACCGCACUUGGUGGACCGGACAAUGGCGUGGAAGCAAUUUGGGACUUCAAGGAGCAAGAGAAUACCUUUGCAAGGUCGUAGAAAUGUCGGCUUUCACCACAGAUUUUAUCCUGGGCCAUUUGAUCUUGUUCUUUCUGUUCCCAUUUACUUUGGUACCGUACAUAGAUCGGAUCCAUUCCUUGAUGCUGUUUUGGCUUAGGCCAUCCAAACAGAUUCGACCGUCCGUCUUGUCCACCAAACAACGAAGACGUCGUCGGGAGAUUGCACUUACGUAUGGUCCCGUUUUUUGCCUCGUAUUUAUCUUCUUUGUUUCUCUCAUCAGCAUCCCUCCCAUCUUUUUAAACGAUGAAAUUACUGGUUUCCAACGUGGAACCAACCCUUUGCCUGUCUAAGAAAGGUUCUAAUCCAACCGUUACUAAGAAACAAAAUUAUACGCUCUUUCACUCACUUAAUGUAACACCAUGUAUAUUCCCUUUCAUUAUCAUCUUUUAAAACAAUAAGUUAUUUCACAC
Messenger RNA from Zychaea mexicana, 4780 nucleotides. Its product is annotated as 1,3-beta-glucan synthase component-domain-containing protein. The coding region runs from base 122 to 4660 and encodes 1512 amino acids. Gene Ontology annotation, cellular component: plasma membrane; 1,3-beta-D-glucan synthase complex. Lineage: Eukaryota; Fungi; Mucoromycota; Mucoromycetes; Mucorales; Lichtheimiaceae. The transcript is spliced from 2 exons. Gene Ontology annotation, molecular function: 1,3-beta-D-glucan synthase activity. The record is from RefSeq and is a predicted model, not a curated record. Gene Ontology annotation, biological process: (1->3)-beta-D-glucan biosynthetic process; fungal-type cell wall polysaccharide biosynthetic process.